UGCAACAAAAUUACAUCCUAAAACCUCACACAAAAGCUUGGAGCAUUCAGCCCCUCUCCAGUCAGUCAGGCUAAGAGGACACAGGCUGGGAGCCUCCUCCGUAAACAGGAGGACUGAAAAGUGAAAAAAUAAGGAAAAAAACAAAUUAAGGAGGCAAAAAAAAAAAGCCAGCAGUUCUGUGCAGUUCUGUGCAAAGGACAGUCAUUUUGGAAACGUAAAAAGAGGUAUUCGGCUGGGACGAAAAUCUUUUAUCUUCAACACUCAGUAAAACAAAAUAGAGGUUUCUUCUCCAAAAAUGAAGGUCUUCCUUUUUCUAUGCUCCUACGUGAUCUUCUGUAAAGCCCUGCCUUUUGAGCAGAGAGGAUUCUGGGAUUUUUCCAUGGAUGAUGGAUUUAGUAUGAUGCAAGAUGAGGGUUCAGGAAUAGCACCUACUCCAACCCCUGGCUCCGACGGUCCUACUCUAGACUUAUGUCCGUUUGGUUGUCAUUGCCAUUUGCGUGUUGUGCAGUGCUCCGAUCUGGGUCUUACCAGCAUUCCCAAGAACCUUCCUAAGGACACCACACUUUUGGAUUUGCAGAACAACAAAAUUACAGAAAUUAAAAAAGAUGAUUUCAAGGGGCUUAGCAAAUUAUAUGCCCUGGUUUUAGUAAACAACAAAAUCUCCAAGAUAAACGACAAGGCGUUUGAGCCACUACACAAUCUGCAAAAGCUGUACAUUUCAAAAAACAGCCUGGAAGAGAUACCCCGAAACUUGCCAAACUCCCUGGUGGAACUGCGCAUCCAUGAAAAUAAAAUCAAGAAGGUUUCUAAGGAGGUCUUCAAUGGACUUAAAAACAUGAACUGCAUUGAAAUGGGAGGUAAUCCUCUGGAAAAUGGAGGUAUCGAGCCUGGAGCUUUUGAUGGGCUGAAACUAAACUACCUGCGUAUCUCCGAGGCCAAACUGACCGGCGUCCCGAAAGAUCUUCCAAGCACAAUGAACGAGCUGCACCUCGAUAAUAACAAAAUCCAGGCCAUCGAAUUGGAAGAUCUCAUCCAAUAUUCAAAUCUAUACAGGUUGGGACUGGGACACAAUAACAUCCGAGUGAUAGAAAACGGCAGCCUUUCUUUCAUGCCUUCUCUGAGAGAGCUCCACUUGGACAAUAACAAGCUCUCCAGAGUCCCCCCUGGACUCCCAGAUAUGAAAUUUCUGCAGGUGGUUUACCUACACUCAAACAACAUUACCCAAGUCGGCGUGAAUGAUUUUUGCCCAAUAGGUUUUGGGGUGAAGCGUGCCUAUUACCACGGAAUCAGCCUUUUUAACAACCCAGUUCCAUACUGGGAGGUGCAGCCGGCCACAUUCCGUUGUGUUACCGACCGUUUGGCCAUCCAGUUUGGGAACUACAAGAAGUAAGAGGCUGUGAGAAUGUUCCCUGGAACCAAAGAAAACCACAGGGUGAAAAAGAUGAAAAAAGAGAGAAGAAACAGCUGUACAAACACACAUACAGAAAAAAAAAAACAACAACCAAUAAAUCAUAGUAUGCUCCAUUCGCAGGAGAAUGUGUCAGACUUAAAAAAAAUACACAAUAAAUAAAUCCCACACUUAAAGUA
Messenger RNA from Pelobates fuscus (common spadefoot toad), 1587 nucleotides. RefSeq names its product biglycan (gene BGN). Gene Ontology annotation, molecular function: protein binding. The transcript has 8 exons. The coding region runs from base 296 to 1390 and encodes 364 amino acids. NCBI's taxonomy places the organism in Eukaryota, Metazoa, Chordata, Amphibia, Anura, Pelobatidae. The record is from RefSeq and is a predicted model, not a curated record.